AUGGGGCUGGAAGAGGAUCUGGCGAUUUCGCCGGCUGUAUCGACCGCCAUCGGCGGGUUAGCAGGCGUCAUAGAGGUGCUGCUGCAGCAACCGCUGGUCACGUGGAAGAACGCCGUCCAGGACAUGAGACCCGUCCCGCUGCACCCCAGAUUGCUCUAUCGCGGGGUGGCCGUGAACGCCGCGUCCAUUGCGCCGAUUAACGGAUUCCAGUUCGGUGCCAACACCUUUCUAGAAGAGUGGUUAGCAGCGAGGGGUCAGUUGAAUGACACGACGCGGACGGGAGCGGCGACGGCGGCGGGUGCUAUGUCGGGGAUAAUAACGGGUCCAGCGGAGCUGCUGAUGAUCCAGCAGCAGAAGUGGGGAGGAUCGCUUGGUGCGAGACUACGGGAUGUUGUCGGAGAGCACGGUGUCCUCGCCCUCGCUAGAGGAACGAAUCCCGCAGUGGUGAGAGAAGCGAUCUUCACAGGGGCGUACCUGGGAGUGAUUCCUGUGAUGACGGAGCACAUGGAAAAGGCAUGGCCGGUUUUCGCGGAGAGGCCCGUCGCGGCAAUGGCGACGGCGUCGGUGCUGGCGGGGGUUGGAGCGGCUGUGCUCACGCAGCCCUUCGACACUGUCAAAACACGCAUGCAGGCCAAUCUCGCAGAUCCUAAUUUCAGGUCCAUGACUGGCACAUUUGCACGCAUGUGGAUAGAAGGAGGCAGCAAGACCCUGUUCAGAGGCCUCAUUCCGCGAGCUCAACGGGUGACAUUCGCCGUCUUUAUUCUCAGCGAGGCCAAGGAGAGGCUCACCGAGUUGUAUCUCAAGCUCCAUCCGCAUCCAGCAGCCCAGAGUCAUGCCAGUGAUGCCAGCAGCAGCAUGUCGCUUAGCCACGUGGAUGCCAGGCGGGGGGCAGGCCACCUAGAUGCUGCUGCAGUUGCUUACAGAGCGGCAGCUUGUGAGUCUGCGACGGAGGUGUAA
Closterium sp. NIES-65 is the source of this 957-nucleotide messenger RNA. NCBI's taxonomy places the organism in Eukaryota, Viridiplantae, Streptophyta, Zygnematophyceae, Desmidiales, Closteriaceae. The record is from the annotation of a GenBank genome assembly.